Chara braunii is the source of this 1319-nucleotide messenger RNA. Lineage: Eukaryota; Viridiplantae; Streptophyta; Charophyceae; Charales; Characeae. The record is from the annotation of a GenBank genome assembly.
UGAUUGAUUGGAGGUUACUGCACAAAAGCGGUGCGGUUCUUUGAGUGAGCCAUGACUACCAUGGAUGAGAUUUUGGAGAGGGAGCUACAUAUUGGAGCAAACAAAUGGCUAAUGACCUUGGAGAACAGACGCAGAUGGCUACAAGAGAUUGUGAGGGACAUGUCUUUACGGCUGCAAAUGGAGCCAGAGGUCGAAGGGGGAGCGAUUUUUCUGGCUGGUUGGCUGAAGAAGAAAAGUGAGGACAUGCUGGGGAUCAUCUGGGACCUGGAGGAGGGGCCGGAUCCUCGACUUGACGUCUGCAUCGAUUGGAGGAGAGCAGAUGGCAUCAUGUCUGUCUGCAAAACCCUCUUCAAUGAAGGUCGUGAUCUGUAUGCUCUUCUGGAAGACCGGUUGGAGGGCAUUAUUGACCGUGAGGACGAGCACGUGGCAAUAGAGGUAACAGCGCUAACAUCAAGACCAUCAACAACAUCAAUAAAGGGGUGCGACAACAACAACAUCAACAAUGCUAACAGCGGCGAUAACACAAGCAACAACAACAGCAACCAAAACAUCAACAACAACAACAACAACAACAACAACAAUGAUAAUAUCAACAGCAAUGACGACGAUGAUGGCAGUGACGACUUCGGAAGCAGCGGGGUUGACAGUGGUGCCCGUGCAGAUAUGAUCAUCAUCGAUAGGAUGCGGGAGAUGCCGCAAGCGGACGAAGGGGAGAUUGGGGUUGGUAUGGAAAAGGGGUUUGCUAUCUCCCCCCCUCUCAACGAUAGUGACGACAACGACAACAACAAGAACAACAACAACAACAACAACAACAACAACAACAACAACAAUAACAAUAACAACGACGACGACAACGACGACGACGGUGGCGAUGACCAAGGGAGCAGCGGGGUAGGAAGCGGCAUCCGGGCAUCUGAGAUUAUCAGCGUGAUGGGAGUGAUGCUGCAAGCGGACGUGGUGGGAUAUGGGGUUGAUAUAGAGAAGCGGUUUACUGCUUUUCCUCCCUCCAACCUCGAUACGAAGAUCUUCCUUAGGUUUGGCAGAGGAUAGGUGUAGGAUAGCUGGGGGUGAUUGAUGUUGCCCGGCCUGCAAUACCAAUCAUCAACGAGGGGCUGAUGGUCUUGUUAGUUGGCGGUGGGUUGUUUAGGUGUUAGGUAGCAGGAGGUCAUUCCUUCCAUGCGCAGGGAAGUAAUCGAUGCCCUCUGACAGUUUCACACGAUAAUGCAUAUUGGAUACUGGACUUGACGUCCAUACUAUACAACUCUUAUCUUUGACAGAGCUUUGCUUUUAGGCUUGAUUGAUAAAAAUCAUAUACAGCA